Molecule: messenger RNA, 3885 nt
Organism: Otolemur garnettii (small-eared galago)
Lineage: Eukaryota; Metazoa; Chordata; Mammalia; Primates; Galagidae
Gene: PRDM16
Product: PR/SET domain 16
Exons: 17
Coding region: 79-3885 (1268 amino acids)
Biological process (GO): regulation of transcription by RNA polymerase II
Cellular component (GO): nucleus
Molecular function (GO): DNA-binding transcription factor activity, RNA polymerase II-specific; RNA polymerase II transcription regulatory region sequence-specific DNA binding; histone H3K9 methyltransferase activity
Source: RefSeq, a predicted model, not a curated record
CUGACAAUGCUGUGGAGAUGAAGAUAGUGUGUAGCUGCUUCUGGACUCCAGGAGGAGGAGAUUCCGCGAGCCGACACCAUGCGAUCCAAGGCGAGGGCGAGGAAGCUAGCCAAAAGUGACGGUGACGUUGUAAAUAACAUGUAUGAGCCUGACCCGGAUCUGCUGGCUGGCCACAGUGCCGAGGACGAGACUGAGGACAGUGUCAUGUCGCCCGUCCCCACGAGCGAGGACUUCACCCCCAAGGAGGGCUCGCCCUAUGAAGCCCCGGUGUACAUUCCUGAAGACAUUCCUGUCCCACCAGACUUCGAGCUACGAGAGUCCUCUGUCCCAGGGGCUGGCCUGGGCAUCUGGGCCAGGAGGAAGCUGGAAGUUGGGGAGAGGUUCGGCCCCUUCCUGGCGGCACCCCGGGCCACUCUGAAGGAUACUGACUUUGGAUGGGAGCAAAUACUGACCGAUGCAGAAGCGUCGUCCCAGGAGGGCUGCAUCAAAAAGAUCUCUGAGGACCUGGGCAGUGAGAAGUUCUGCGUGGAUGCUCACCAGGAGGGGGGCGGCAGCUGGCUCAAGUACAUCCGAGUGGCAUGCUCCUGUGAUGACCAGAACCUCGCCAUGUGUCAGAGCAGCGAGCAGAUUUACUACAAAGUCAUUAAGGACAUCGAGCCCGGUGAGGAACUGCUGGUGCACUUGAAGGAGGGCGUCUACCCCCUGGGUACAGCGCCGCCCAGUCUGGACGAGGAGCCUACGUUCCGCUGUGACGAGUGUGAUGAGCUCUUCCAGUCCAAGCUGGACCUGCGGCGCCACAAGAAGUAUGCAUGCGGCUCGGUGGGUGCCGCGCUCUACGAGGGCCUGGCGGAGGAGCUGAAGCCUGGGGGCCUGGGCAGCGGGGCUGGUGGCCUGUCCCACGAGUGCAAAGACUGCGAACGGAUGUUCCCCAACAAGUACAGCUUGGAGCAGCACAUGAUCGUCCACACGGAGGAGCGCGAAUACAAGUGUGACCAGUGUCCCAAGGCCUUCAACUGGAAGUCCAACCUCAUCCGCCACCAGAUGUCCCAUGACAGCGGCAAGCGCUUCGAGUGUGAAAACUGCGUCAAGGUGUUCACGGACCCCAGCAACCUACAGCGGCACAUCCGUUCCCAGCACGUGGGAGCCCGGGCCCACGCCUGCCCGGACUGCGGGAAGACCUUCGCCACAUCCUCUGGCCUCAAGCAGCACAAGCAUAUCCACAGCACGGUCAAGCCCUUUAUAUGCGAGGUCUGCCACAAGUCCUACACGCAGUUCUCCAACUUGUGCCGGCACAAGCGGAUGCACGCCGACUGCCGCACGCAGAUCAAGUGCAAGGACUGCGGGCAGAUGUUCAGCACCACCUCCUCGCUCAACAAGCACCGGCGUUUCUGUGAGGGCAAGAGCCAAUACGCACCAGGCAGCAUCUUCACACCGGGCCUGCCUUUGACCCCUGGCUCCGUGCUGGACAAGGCCAAGCCCUCCCCUAGCCUCAACCACUCUGGCCUGGGCUUCGGAGACUACUUUCCCUCCCGGCCACACCCGGGCAGCCUGCCCUUCUCCACGGCACCGCCAGCCUUCCCCGCACUCACACCCGGCUUCCCAGGCAUCUUCCCUCCAUCCUUGUACCCCCGGCCACCUCUGCUACCUCCCACACCGCUGCUCAAGAGCCCCCUGAACCACACCCAGGACGCCAAGCUCCCCAGUCCCCUGGGUAACCCAGCGCUGCCCCUCGUCUCUGCGGUCAGCAACAGCAGCCAGGGUGCCACAGCAGCCACCGGGCCAGGAGAGGAGUUCGACAGCCGCCUAGAGGACCCAUGUCCGGGGAAGCUCAAGACACGGGGCAGCGACGUGUCGGACGGCAGCGACUUCGAGGACGUCAACACCACGACAGGGACCGACCUGGACACAACCACAGGGACAGGCUCGGACCUGGACAGUGACGUGGACAGCAACCCUGACAAGGCCAAGGGCGAGAGCAAACCAGCUGAGGGCAAGCCCGAGUUUGGGGGUGGCUCGGCGCCCCCGGGCCCCCCGAACAGCGUGGCUGAGGUGCCCGUCUUCUACUCCCAGCACUCCUUCUUCCUGCCGCCGGACGAGCAGCUGCUGACUUCGUCGGGUGCCGCCGGAGACUCCAUCAAGGCCAUUGCGUCCAUCGCCGAGAAGUACUUUGGGCCAGGCUUCAUGGGCAUGCAGGAGAAGAAGCUGGGCCCGCUGCCCUACCACUCCGUGUUCCCCUUCCAGCUGCUGCCCAACUUCCCCCACGCCCUCUACCCCUUUACGGACCGAGCCCUCGCCCACAACCUGCUGGUCAAGGCUGAGCCACAGUCGCCCCGUGACGCCCUCAAGGUGGGCGGCCCCAGCGCCGAGUGCCCCUUCGAUCUCACCACCAAACCAAAGGAGGCGAAGCCCAUCCUACCUGCGCCCAAGGGUCCCCCGGCCCCUAUUCCUGGCGAGGAGCAGCCGCUGGACCUGAGCAUUGGCAGCCGGGUGCGUGCCAGCCAGAACGGGGGCGGGCGGGAGCCCCGGAAGAACCACAUCUAUGGGGAGCGGAAGCUGGGGCCUGGCGAGGGGCUGCCCAAGGUGUGCCCGGCACACGUGCCCCAGCAGCCCUCGCUGCACUACGCCAAGCCCUCACCCUUCUUCAUGGACCCCAUCUACAGCAGGGUAGAAAAGCGGAAGGUGACGGACCCCGUGGGAGUCCUGAAGGAGAAGUACCUGCGGCCGUCCCCACUGCUGUUCCACCCCCAGAUGUCAGCCAUAGAAACCAUGACGGAGAAGCUGGAGAGCUUCGCAGCUAUGAAGGCUGACACGGGCAGCUCCCUGCAGCCUCUCCCCCACCACCCCUUCAACUUCCGGUCUCCACCCCCCACGCUCUCAGAUCCCAUCCUCCGGAAGGGCAAGGAGCGGUACACCUGCAGGUACUGUGGGAAGAUCUUCCCCAGGUCAGCAAACCUCACCAGACACCUGAGAACACACACCGGGGAGCAGCCAUACAGGUGCAAGUACUGCGACCGCUCCUUCAGCAUCUCCUCCAACCUGCAGCGGCACGUGCGCAACAUCCACAACAAGGAGAAGCCCUUCAAGUGCCACCUGUGCAGCCGCUGCUUCGGCCAGCAGACCAACCUGGACCGGCACCUCAAGAAGCACGAGCACGAGAGCGUGCCUGUGAGCCAGCACGCUGGGGUCCUCACCAACCACCUGGGGACCAGCGCCUCCUCCCCCACCUCCGAGUCGGACAACCACGCACUUUUAGACGAGAAGGAGGACUCCUAUUUCUCCGAGAUCAGAAAUUUCAUCGCCAACAGCGAGAUGAACCAAGCAUCCACGCGGACAGACAAAAGGACGGAGAUCCAGGGUCUGGAUGGGAGUGCUCAGUGUCCAGGCUUAGCCAGCGAGAAGCCAGAGGAUGGGGAGGAGGAGGAGGACGAGCUGGAGGAGGAUGAUGAGGACAGCCUGGCUGGGAAGUCACAGGACGACACUGUGUCCCCAGCACCCGAGCCUCAGGCUGCCUAUGAGGAUGAAGAAGACGAGGAGCCGCCCACCUCCCUUUCCGUGGGCUUCGACCACACCCGGAGGUUUAUUGAGGAGCAAGAAGGCGGCCUGUUAGCUUUGGAGCCGAUGCCGACUUUUGGGAAGGGGCUGGAUCUCCGCAGAGCAGCUGAGGAAGCAUUUGAAGUUAAAGAUGUGCUUAAUUCCACCUUAGAUUCUGAGGCUUUAAAACAGUCACUGUGCAGGCAGGCUCAGAACCAGGCAUAUGCAAUGAUGCUGUCCCUUUCUGAGGAUGCUCCUGUGCACACCUCCGCCCAGGGCUCUCUGGACGCCUGGUUGAGCAUCACAGGGGGCAGUUCAGAGCCCAGAGCCUUCAACCCCAUGAACCACCUCUGA